AUGUCGCACAACUUAGAAGAACAAAAGCUGUACCGUUGUGCCUUAUGCGGCGUGACAUUCACGAAAAAGUUUAACCUGUUAUGUCAUGAAAAAAGGCACACAGGGGAGAAACCUUAUAAAUGUGAAAUAUGUGCAGCCACUUUCCCCCGGAAAGGGAGUCUGCAGCGGCAUCUUCGGAUACACACCGGAGAAAAGCUGCACAGCUGCAUGUUCUGCGAUAAAACGUUUGCUUACAAAAGUAGCCUCGUACAGCAUUACAAGUGGCAUGCUGGGGAAAAACCCUAUGAAUGCAACGACUGCGGCAAAACGUUUACCAGAAAGAACACUCUGAUUCAGCACAUCCCUUUACACACUGGAGAGAAACCCUUCAAGUGUAACUACUGUGACAGUGUAUUUUCCCGAAAGGUUAGACUACUCCAUCACAUAUGGCAACACAAUGGAGACUGGCCUUUUAAGUGCAGUUAUUGCAACAAGGGAUUUCCCGACAGAAAUGCUUUGGACACUCAUCAAAGAAUCCAUACAGGAGAGAGACCCUACAAAUGCAACAAGUGUAACAAAGGGUACACAUCCAAGAGUAACCUGGGUCGGCAUCUGAGGUGUCAUAACUAUUCUCAAGAGGAACAUGCAGCCUCCUCAUCCUCUCCGAUUCCAGCGGAGAACAAUUCGACUCGCAGGAAAGACGAGAAAUUGAUGUGCCACAUUCGCCCACACCAAUUUGCCUUCCCACGUGAGCUGGCUAAUCACAUGAAGAGUCACACGCAAGGGGAACGUUUUGGGGCCGAAAUGUGUGAAAAGACGUCAGUGAUCCCAGGCAAUGAAGAUGCAACCGAUUCACAAACAACAGGCGAGGAUGACCGGCUUACUGAACAACUACGUUCGUCGACAAUCCUCAAGGAAGACCAUGCUUUAGAAUGCAAGAUGAAACGGCUUUCCGUUGCUCCUAGCGAUAAGAACGCGGCGGACACCAGCAGACACCAACGCAAGACCACUUCACAGAGAAAUCCGUCCAGACAGCAAUCGCAGAGCCACAUUUCCAGCACAACGCCGCCUCUCAGGCAUCAAGGCCCGCCCCCUUCCAACCAGAAGGCCAAGGAAGUCACAGGCGCAGAGGAAAGAGGCGAGUUGGGGCACCACAGGAAACCCAGAGAUAUGCAAAGGCCUGCCCGUCGCAGCAGGGAUACCCUCGCGGAGCAUGCAUCAAGGACACAGGAAACCCUUGUCCUCGAUGUCAGAACCGACUGCCUGACGAAAGCAGAGUGCGACCGAAUCCUCUUUUCCUCGGGCACCGUGCGUGUCAGAAGUCCCUCGCCGUGUGAGAACUGCGCAUUCACAACAAGAAAUGAACACCUGUCUUUCGACACGGACAGGGAAAAUACCGACGGGGAAACAGACCAAACACUGAACAAUUUAGCGAACAUAGAUGACGUUCAAAGGCUGGGAAACAAUGCAAUUAUGCAAACGGGGUCUUCCAGUACCACAGAAGCAAAACAUGGAAGCUAUAUGGGACUUUAUUUCUUAGCUGAAAUGCUUUAUGUGCGAAGGAAUCCUGAACCUGUCCAAAGAAAGCUUGUGGAAAAUAGUUCUUCAGGGAAGCAACAUCCACCCAAAAGGCUCGGAAAAGGUGGUAAGGGAAAGCCUAAAGGUGUGGGGCGUGCCUUAAAAACAGGGGCUGCCAAUGAAAAGUUAGCAGAACUGGAAGAACUGGAUACCCGGCUUAAGUGGAAUUGUCAGGGAUUUCAUGCAGAAUGGGAGGAAAAGCAGCUACUGAUAGCUUCAUUUGCCUCAUCCAUUUCUACUCUGGGGAGAAUUCAGUGUAUCACCUCUGGGAAGACACUUGUGCAACCCAACUUGGAGUCCUAG
Penaeus indicus is the source of this 1860-nucleotide messenger RNA. Its product is annotated as zinc finger protein ZFP2-like. The record is from RefSeq and is a predicted model, not a curated record. The transcript is spliced from 4 exons. Bases 1 to 1860 code for a protein of 619 amino acids. Gene Ontology annotation, biological process: regulation of gene expression. Gene Ontology annotation, cellular component: nucleus. Lineage: Eukaryota; Metazoa; Arthropoda; Malacostraca; Decapoda; Penaeidae.